This is a messenger RNA of Marchantia polymorpha subsp. ruderalis, 925 nucleotides long. Lineage: Eukaryota; Viridiplantae; Streptophyta; Marchantiopsida; Marchantiales; Marchantiaceae. The record is from the annotation of a GenBank genome assembly.
CACGAAUCCAUUAUCCAAGCGGAGUUUCGCCUGUUCUAAGUUAGCUGAGAGAUGUCUUUAUGUUCUGAAGGUCUUUCAGUGAGAGUUGGCGAAACCCUACGGGGUGUUUCGCCAUAUGGUGUUACUAGCCCGCUGUGGAGUUGAGCCACUCCCUUUUCGACUGUCCAUCGGAGAAUCGGAGCUUUGCGGCGCUGCUCUUCCGAGAAGAACCUUCGGGUCGUUCAACCCUGCAAGUUUCUUCGCGAUACCCUUCAACCCGUGAAUAUGACCAAGCGUACCAAGAAGGCCGGAAUCGUCGGCAAAUACGGUACUAGGUAUGGUGCGAGUUUGAGGAAGCAGAUAAAGAAGAUGGAGGUCAGUCAGCACUCCAAGUAUUUCUGCGAGUUUUGCGGCAAGUUUGCUGUGAAGAGAAAGGCUGUCGGUAUCUGGAACUGUAAGGAUUGUGGAAAGGUGAAGGCUGGAGGAGCUUACACUUUGAAUACGGCCUCUGCUGUCACGGUACGCAGUACUAUCAGGAGGCUGAGGGAGCAAACCGAGAACUAAGUGAAUAUUGGGCAGGAUUUAUCCCCUAUAAUGUCAAAUACAUUCCCUUCAGCCGUGUAGAACGGAAAGUAUUGUUUAAUCAAUAUGUUGACCCGUAAAUUCUCACUAGAAGCUCCUUUCUAGCAAGCAGACGAGGUGGGAUGUAAUUGAUGGAAGCCACCGGACCAAGAAGUUGGCUUUGUCCGUGGGCUAUAGCAUUAUAAAGCUUGAGAGGCCGAUGUCGUACAUCAUUAGCCCGACGGCAUUAGACAACUUCUUUGGUUGAACCUAUUGCCACUCAGGAGUAAAUUUCUCCUUUGUACUUGUUGAGAUUGAAGUCGAGUAUUCAGACGAAUGACUGCUGUAUACGUAAGCAAUAUGUCCUUUUAACUCAACUGAUAGA